AUGAACAACGCCAAUAACAGCGACUUCAAUCCAUUCCGUGAAAACGAAACGCCACCGGCAGGCUCUCCUCACGUAAAUUUUGCUGCGAAAUCACCUUCCAUCAUGCCAACUCCUAUAUACGAUGAUACAUCUUCAGUUGGAUCGUCUCCAUAUCAGUCUCCUGCUCUGUCUACCCCAUCUACAGCGAUGCCAUUGUCGCCUUCGCCUCUUGGGAGACAAGUAUAUGAAACAGAUCAAAGCGAUCAUGACAAAACAGAAGUGUAUGGGCCGACAUUCUCUGCAGAAGAUCAGUACAAUAGCGCACCAAACGCACCUCCAGCCACAGGCGCCUUGCUUAGCAAGGGCUUUGUGCCACCAAGCGAACAAACAGAAGAAAUACAACUGUACGAAACAAGUAAUCAAAAUAACAACAAUAGAAACUUUUCACCUUCCAAUGCAAAUGCAAAUGCAAAUGUAUCACCACCACUACCAGAACAGAGCCGAGUCGAUAUAUUCAUGAGCAAGUUGAAAGGGUACCAGCAACCAAAAGACUACAAUAACCUGGAAUCAGGGAUCAACACAAGUCGAGGCUUUGCUCAGCCAAUGCCAGUCAAGCAAAGAGGAACUGUAUACAAGCACUUGUUUGGCGGUGGAUCCAGGUUUGCCAUCUUUACCUGGGUAUCAGGUGUGAUCAUGGUCGGCGUCUUUGUAUACGAACUUAUCAGGAACAAUACUCUGGCGGGAAGUGUGAUUCAAACCAACCCCUUUAAUCCAAUGAUUGGACCUAAUUACAUGGCACUCAUCAACAUGGGCAGUAAAUUUGUACCUUGCAUGAGGAAUAUUGCACAAUAUCCAGCAUCAUUUACACUGAGCAACUGCUAUCAAUCUCUGGAAUCGACAUGUACAAUCGAGCAAGUGUGUGGAUUUGGUGGUUUCAACGGUCAACCGCCCAGUCAAGGAUUUCGAUUUUUCACUCCCAUCUUUCUACAUGCGGGUGUCGUUCACAUUCUUUUGAAUUUGGUCACUCAUUUUUCUACAGGCAGCGAAAUCGAACGCUCGUUGGGUGUUAUUCGCUAUGCUUUUUUGUAUCUUGCAUCUGGGAUUUGGGGCUUUAUAUUGAGUGGUGUGCUUGCUGGGCCUCUUGUCUCCUCCAUGGGAUGUUCAGGUGCAUUGUUCGGCAUCAUUGGCUACACAGUCAUCGAAUUGAUUGUUCAAUGGAAAGAAACUCUCAACCCUGGCAGAGAGCUAGUAAAACUGCUGUUUGUCAUUGCCAUUUCCCUGGUGUUGGGUUUGUUGCCUGGCCUCGAUAAUUUCGCUCAUAUUGGUGGCCUAAUCAUGGGAUUGCUCCUGGGCAUCCUAUUGGCACCAAAUCGUCGCACUGCAACUCGUCGCGCUAUCCUAUUUACCUGGAUUGCAAGAAUCGCAGCACUCGUCGUUGCCGUUGUGCUCUAUGUUGUCUUCUUGCGCAUCUUUUAUACCUCCUCUGAUUUAUCCACCAUUUGUCCCAAUUGUAAAUAUCUAUCAUGCUUACCGGUGAAUGGUUGGUGUGAUACAGUUUAA
Mucor velutinosus is the source of this 1539-nucleotide messenger RNA. Its product is annotated as COPII subunit. The record is from RefSeq and is a predicted model, not a curated record. Gene Ontology annotation, cellular component: membrane. The transcript has 3 exons. Gene Ontology annotation, molecular function: serine-type endopeptidase activity. Gene Ontology annotation, biological process: proteolysis. Lineage: Eukaryota; Fungi; Mucoromycota; Mucoromycetes; Mucorales; Mucoraceae. The coding region runs from base 1 to 1539 and encodes 512 amino acids.